Sycon ciliatum is the source of this 2661-nucleotide messenger RNA. Its product is annotated as arf-GAP with coiled-coil, ANK repeat and PH domain-containing protein 2-like. Gene Ontology annotation, cellular component: cytoplasm. The record is from RefSeq and is a predicted model, not a curated record. Gene Ontology annotation, molecular function: protein binding; GTPase activator activity. Bases 50 to 2110 code for a protein of 686 amino acids. The transcript has 28 exons. Lineage: Eukaryota; Metazoa; Porifera; Calcarea; Leucosolenida; Sycettidae.
UGCAUGUUUGAAUCUUCUUCAGCAACUCAUCGGCAGAGUGCAGAAUGUCAUGGGGGAUGUUCAGUCAUACUAUCAGAUGAUAUUUGACUCUGCGGACCGGUCUGUGGCAGAACCGUUCAAAGACUUCCUGAAGAAAGAUGUCAAGCCGCUCCGCGAUGCGAAGAAGCUCUUUGAUCAUGUGUCGUCUGACCUGGACAAUGCAAUAUCACGGAAUUCCUCUAUUCCCAAGACCAAGCAGCAAGAGGCAUCAGAUGCUGAAGGCCUCGUGGACUCCAUACAGCAGGCUUUCAAGGACACGGCACUGGAAUAUGCUUUCAAGCUGAACGUGUUCCAGUCGAACAAGCGAUUACGAAUACUUGAGAAGAUCCUGUCAUUCUCUCGUGCCAACUUCACCCUCUUCCACCAAGGCUAUGACCAACUCAAAGACAUGGACCCGUCCAUUCGUGACCUGGACAAUCGGAUUGGAGCAUUGACUGAAGCCGCUGAGGAAGAGAGAACCACCAUGGAAGACCGACACUCCAUUGUUGCUCAGCAGCAAAGCAGCCGAUCGGAGAUGAUCAAGCGGUCGCACCGCCAGAGCAUGUCUUUUGCUCCUGGGACGGUCGUGAUCGAAGGCUAUCUUUUCAAGAAGUCCAAGACCAACAAGUUUCGCAAGUGGAGUCGCCGCUUUUUCUGGAUCCAGGACAGUCGUCUGCAGUAUCAGCAUCGCACAGGGUCUGACUGUGACGUCACUGUCGUGGCAGAAGACCUGCGCCUCUGCAACGUGAAGCCCGUGGAGGAAGGAGAGAGACGCUUCUGCUUUGAAGUAACAACACCUACAAAGAGUUGUGUAUUGCAAGCGGACAGCCAAGCAGUGAUGGGUUCAUGGAUGGAAGCCAUUCAGGUUGGUGUUGCACGUGCGCUAAAGGAUAGUGACAUCGCCGGAGAGGAGGUUCAUACCGAGAGAAACAGUGUGCGGACGAGUCGUGAUGAAGUCCUUGGUGCACGUGGCAAUGAUCAAUGUGCUGAUUGUGGUGCCAGCGACCCGACGUGGGCCAGCAUCAACCUUGCCAUCACCCUCUGCAUCGACUGCUCUGGAAUUCACCGUGGCCUGGGAGUGCAUGUGUCCAAAGUACGAUCACUCACAUUGGAUGAGCUCGACCCGGAGAGUGUCCAACUUAUGCGUAUGGUCGGCAACGACACUGCCAACUCCCUGCUGCUCUACUCUGUACCUUCUGAUUGGGAUAAGCACCGGAUAUCAUCUCAAUCCACCAAAGAAGAGCGUAAGAAGUGGAUCAAUGCCAAAUAUGUAGAGCAUGCCUUUUCAAUACCCACUUCAAUGUCACUACCGGAUAACACGCCAACGCGUGAGUGCAUGUCAUCGGCUUCCUCUGAGACCGACGAUGAUGAAAGUGGCUCCACUCUACCUGAGUCGAAUGAUCGUGAACUAGGCAUGUCCGCAUCUCCAUCUGCUGAUGAGGCGGUAGUAGAAGAUGGUGACGAAGUCAUUGAAUCACCGCUGCCUCGCUCAUCAGUGCUACAAAUGCCCUCGUCACCUGUCGCCCAUGGAUUGUCGCCACUGAGGAAAACCGUGCCAAGAGUCACUGAGAAGGAGCCUACUGAGAUGCUGUUCUCGCAUGCAAAGAAAGGAAAUACUCACGGUGUGUUUGGAUGUCUAACACAAGGCGCUGUCGUGAACUGGGUGAACCGCUCGGCCAAUGGCCAGUCAGCGCUCCAUCAGGCCGUCGUGGCGAAUUCAGUGGAGUGUGCUGAGCUGCUGCUGCAGAAUGGGGCUCUCGUCGACAUGGCCGAUCUAGAUGACCGCACUCCGCUGCAUGUUGCUGCAGCUUCUGGUGAAACAGGCAUGGUGUGUCUGCUACUAAAGCGCGGUGCGCACCAGGGCAUAAAGGACAGAUCUGGCAAGGAAGCUCUAGACCUAGCCUUAGAAGAGCCGUAUGUGGAUAUUGUGACGCUACUUCGCCUGGCCAAACUGAAUGAGGACAGUAAACGGGAAGGCGAUGAUGUGCGAGCUGGCGGAGCUGCGGAUGUUUCGCAUGUGUUCAAGGACAUAGCACAGUUGGCAACGUCAAACGCCGAGGCACGGACCCGCAGUACGACCGACGCUUGUUGAUACUACUGGCGUGCAGUGUCUGUCGGCAAGACACACAGUGUGAUAUUUCUAUUAUAGGCAAAAAUUCACCAUGUUUUCCUAGCCUCUUGAGUGGAUGUCUGCAGAUGUGCCUAAGCAUUGCUAGCUUGGCUUCAGCAUGUGAUUAUUUUCUUCAUUUGGUUUUAGCGUAGGAGGGAUUCAUUUCAUAGCCUUUUUCUAUCUUGCUGGAUUUCUUUGAGAUCUUGGGCUGUAUACAUACUAUUACAUAGGCCAACUUGACUAUUGUUUGGUUUUAUAUCACACACACACACACGCGCGCGCUGACUCCGUAGCAAUGUUCAUUUAGCAUGUAGUAGGUAGUCUCUCUGACAAGUUGCAUCAUUUUCUUUCUGUACUCAAUAGAUUCAAGUACAUACAGUAGACACUCCAUCCUCUAGGCUCAGUACUCUGUCACACACAAGUAGGUUGCCUUUAUUGCUUUGCAAGCACAAUGCACACAUCACACACAUUCUUGCAACACCGAGCUGCAUGUCAAUGCCUUAUUAAAAAAAAGUAACUUGCAACUGCCACAA